UGGGAGUGCAGAGAGACGUAGUCAGUGCAGAGAGGAUUGCUGAGUGACUGACAAGCCUGUCAGUCAGGUGGCUUUAGGAGCAGUCUGGCUGGAAUUAGGACAAUGACAUUGUUGUGUUUGUGCUGCUGAGAGCAGAGCUGGUUUGCACCUGAUCAUUUCACUGACUGAGGGGGAACCUCGCAGCCCUGAGGAUACCCACUGCAGACGCAGCAGCAGAAGCAGACUUAGAGUGGAAUUUCCCUCCUGUUCCCAGGCUGGGGCCGGGGGCGAAUGGUCGCUCUGAGAAUCUGAGCAGAACUCAGGAAGGAGAUUGAGAGGAAGGGUGGGAGGACAGCCAGAGAGGGAGAGGAAGAGAAGCCAGGAGUGGACAUUAGAGGAGACAUGCUUCGCUACGGUUCAAGACCAACUGUUUCCACCACCACCACCACAACAGAGGACUCUCCAGAGGCUUUAAGAGAGAGGAGAAUCAGACGCCUGAGACUGACUCUGUAUCCCGGAGAAAAUGGAAACAAGGAGCCCAAAGCUGAAAAGUCAGACACUACUGAAAAUGAAAAAGAUGUCAAUGGGAUGUGGAAGAGGAAGAACGGGCUCAUCCAAAGAGAGAGUCCACCUGGCCAGGAGUCACCUCAGCAGCACCUCGGAGACAUGACCAAUGGGGUGCCAGAGACCUCGCUGCGGCAUCAUGGGCCCAAAGUGUAUGGUGUAGUGCAGAGGACAGGCUCGGAUAGACAGGAGGUGCUGGCACGCGAGUGGACAACCAGUCACCUACAAGAUGAGAUGAGAUACAUCAGGGAGGUGAGAGAUUCUCUUGAAAAGGUUAGAGAGCGGAUGUAUGGACAGUUUGGAGGAAUGCAGCAAUCAAUGCAGAAGCUUUCGCAGGAACUCAGGGCUGCCAAUGCACACAAGAGGAGUCUAGAGUCAGAGGUUAAGAUCCGCACGGCAGCCAUGGAGAACUAUGAUCAGAUGAACAGUUCCCUCAUAUCUGCUAACCUCACCUUGCAGAAAUCCCUUCUGGACGACUGUCAGAAGAGAGUGAGCUCGAGAGACAAUGUGAAAAGUUUGCGGAGCACCUAUGAGAAAACACAACAACAGCUCAGAGACAAGGAGCACGAGCUGGCUGCAGUACAGGCUGAAAACCAAACUCUCAGGCUUCAGGUGGAGUCUUCACGGGAGGCCAACGAUAAGGCGCUAAAGGAGCUCUCGGAAAAGCUAGAGAAAGAGUACGAGGAAAAGCUGCUGGAAGAACAACGCAGGCACAGGGAGGAGAUUGAAAACCUACAGGCCCAACUCGAUGAGUACAUCAGACGACUGGAGGAAGCGGAGAGAAACAUCAAAAUUGCAGAAGCCAAGAUUGCAGAGAGGGACCAGAGGAUCAUGGAAGUGGAGCGUCUCCUGGACUGCAUGGGAAAGGAGAAGAGCCAACUGGAAAAGCAGCUGAAGGACUGCGAACAGCGCCUACGCCUGAUGGAGGUGACGGACAGAACUGACAAUACUGUAGCCAAAAGGUCCAAAGAGCUGGAAGGUGAAGCAGGUGAUCUCCGCGAGAGGAUCAAACACUUGAACGACAUGGUGUUCUGUCAACAGAGGAAGGUCAAAGGAAUGAUUGAGGAGGUCGAAUCUCUGCGAGCUCAAGUUGCUCAGAAGGACAUGUUCAUCUCUGAGCUUCUGGACAGGAUUGCAAUAGUGGAGUGUGAGAAUAAUGAAUUAGAAGACAAGCUCAAGUAUUUUAUGUCCACACAGAAUAAGACGCAAGAGGUUUUGGAAACCAGAGAGAGAGGAGUAGGCUGUGAUCUGCUCCCCAGACAUGAAGCACAGAGGUAUGAUGUUGAGCCUGUUCAGUGUGAACCAACUCAUCUCUCUCCCAUCCAACCCCCAUCACCUGAUCAUCCUCUAUCACCUGUGAAACUCCCAUCACCCACCGAACCACUGUCACCCACACAGCCUUUAUCACCCACUCAUCCUCUCUCACUUAGUCCAAACCCUUCCUCCAUAGCACCCUCAUCCCUGGCACAACCCUCAUCAUCACCUCCCAUUCAACAUCCAUCGAUCUCUCUAACACUGCCCACUCAGCCAAGGACGUUUAAGCUUAAUAACCCUCCCCCCAGCAGGCUACAUUCAAGUUUACUAAGGUACACUCCUGUCCAGUACAGCCGCUUCCUGGAUUCCAGACCCUCACAGGAGCAUGGGACAUUCUCCUACAUCCACCCAUCUGAGUCUGAAGCUGGUGUCAGUCCGGUCCAGCCUGGAGAAGACGAAUUGGACGCACAAACAAGCAGAGGCACACACUCCAUGCCAGAAGAGUCCACUUCAUCCCCGCCCUCUUCUCAACCACGAUCAGGAAUGCGAGUUUAUACGCCGUUCAUGAAACUCAUGGAAAUGACAGCAAAGAUAAACAUAGAUUAAAGUUAAGUAGCAGUCCUGGAAAAUGCAUGAGCCAAGACUUAAAUAAGAAGAGUCAAUGAAGCUAUGAAGCCAUUUAGCUUAGUAUAAUUACUGAAAACAGGGUUAACAAGUAACGCACAAACUUCUUUUCAUAAGCAACAAAAUCAAAAACAACAUUUUAUCAAACUGGGAGUGAAAAAAAAAAAGGAAAUUAAAAGAAACUCACGGAAGUCACUGUCCCCAGUUACAAACUAGUUUGAUCCAGAUUCCCUGUCAGAUGAUAGCUUAGUUUCCAUGUGGAUGACAACAUGAGUGAACAGUUUAAAUACUUUUCUUUAAACUUGUUGACAGUUGGAUUUUAUUUUGUGUUUCCUCUCUUUUUUUGUAUCAGUGCUAAGUACAGAGCUAAUCUGUAUGUCAACAGUAAAUAUGUAGCUAAAGCUAAAUAAUAGUAUCCUCUAACUCAGUCUGCGUAUGCUGGGAAAGAGACAAGCGUAUUAAAAAAACUGGUUGGAGUAGUGCAGUAGUAACAUCCUUUAUUAUUCUCUUACUUGAGCUUAACAUUUACGUACUAUACGGACUAUAAAAUUGUCAAAUUGUUCACAGCAAAUUGUAAAAAAUAACAGUCUUAAAAACAAAUUUUGAUAAUGUAAUAUGAUAACAUACUCUGUGUUGGUAUAUAACAUAGAGUAACGUUAACUUUAGGAUUGAAAGUGAAAAAGUGGUGAUGUAAAGUCAGGUUAGCCAUUAAAACAUCAGCUAGUGUGCUUCAAGAAUACCGCUGACUCAGAAUACAUAUGUGGGAAAUAAUAAUAUGUAAAUAAACUACGUGGACAGAACUACAGACCUAGCUGCACAUUACUCACGGUCUGAUAUCCCCGUGUUGAUGUUGUUAUCAUCAUAAUAAUGUUGAUCCAGCAUCAACAUUACACCUGACCAAUGACGUUGGAGCAUUCAGUGAGCCAAGCAUUAGCUUAGAAUUUAGCCAAAUUCUAAGCUAAUGCUAACCGGUGUUGUGCCAAAAAGUGAUUGCCUGCCAAAAACUGAUUUCCAAUGUUUCCGUGUAUUUUUUAU
Neolamprologus brichardi is the source of this 3456-nucleotide messenger RNA. It is a transcript of the gene myzap, whose product is annotated as myocardial zonula adherens protein. NCBI's taxonomy places the organism in Eukaryota, Metazoa, Chordata, Actinopteri, Cichliformes, Cichlidae. Gene Ontology annotation, cellular component: intracellular anatomical structure. The record is from RefSeq and is a predicted model, not a curated record. Gene Ontology annotation, biological process: intracellular signal transduction.